Messenger RNA from Drosophila teissieri, 5922 nucleotides. RefSeq lists its product as uncharacterized. The record is from RefSeq and is a predicted model, not a curated record. Gene Ontology annotation, molecular function: protein binding. NCBI's taxonomy places the organism in Eukaryota, Metazoa, Arthropoda, Insecta, Diptera, Drosophilidae. The coding region runs from base 447 to 2960 and encodes 837 amino acids. The transcript has 4 exons.
CAGCCAUCCGUCCCAUGGAGCCGGGCUCAGCGGGCUCAACGGAGUACAGUUUUUGGGCCACUCCGACGAGCCUUCACAGCCGAGUAGCACUGUAGCACUAUUUAAGAAAUCUUAAAAGGAUACUAGCAGGAGCUGGAGCAGCAGCAGGAGGAGCAGGAGCAGGAAAAGGCGCAGAAGGACCAACUUUCCACUCGAAGCAAAUUAAAAGAAAAGAACUCAGCCAAACUGGAGGCGGUGGGCAAGAAGCGGCAAAAUCAAUAGUGCUAGUGCCGAAGAAGUGUGGCCAAAGUGCUGAGUAAUGUGGAGUAAUGGAGACCUUUUUGCUGGCGGCGGCAACAUGAUGUGAAACAUGGCAAUCGAAUCAGCCAAAGCCAUUUAGGGUCAUCAAUUGCCCGGGUAGUGGAAAAGUGGAAAAUCGCCAGCAGGAGCCCCAGCAACGAAGCCAUAUGCACCGCAGCAUGGAGCGCAGGAGGAGCACCACCCCGAGGGCUCUGCCAGUCUGCUGGAUCCUGCUGUGCCUGGUGGCCUGGACGGUGGCGGAUGACUGGUCCCUCAGUUGCGCCUCCAACUGCACCUGCAAGUGGACCAACGGCAAGAAGUCGGCCAUCUGCAGCUCCCUGCAGCUGACCACCAUUCCGAACACCCUGAGCACGGAGCUGCAGGUGCUGGUGCUCAACGACAACCACAUCCCGUACCUCAACCGGGAGGAGUUCUCCACUCUGGGGCUGCUCAACCUGCAGCGCAUUUACCUCAAGAAGUCCGAGGUGCAGUACAUACACAAGGAGUCGUUCCGCAAUCUGAAGAUCCUGGUGGAGAUCGACCUGUCGGACAACAAGCUGGAGAUGCUCGACAAGGACACCUUCAUGGGGAACGAUCGUCUGAGGAUCCUCUAUCUGAAUGGGAAUCCCCUCAAGCGCCUGGCGGCCUAUCAGUUUCCCAUACUGCCCCACCUGCGCACCCUGGACAUGCACGACUGCCUGAUCUCCUACAUAGAUCCCAUGUCCCUGGCCAAUCUGAACCUGCUGGAGUUCCUCAACCUAAAGAACAAUCUGCUCGAGAGCCUCAGCGAGUACGUGUUCCAGCACAUGGCCAAUCUGAAGACGCUCUCGCUGGAGGAGAAUCCCUGGCAGUGCAACUGCAAGCUGCGGAAGUUCCGCGGCUGGUACGUGAACAGUCGCCUGAGCUCCGUAAGUCUGGUGUGCAAGGGGCCUCCGGCGCAGAAGGAUCGCACCUGGGACAGCGUGGACGACGAGCUCUUCGGCUGUCCGCCGCGGGUGGAGAUCUUCAACAACGAGGAGGUGCAGAACAUCGACAUCGGCAGCAACACCACCUUCAGCUGCCUGGUGUACGGAGAUCCCCUGCCGGAGGUGGCUUGGGAGCUGAAUGGCAAGAUACUGGACAACGACAACGUGCUCUUCGACUCGGAGAGCAUCUCCUCGGACAAGCUGUGGAGCAAUCUAACCGUCUUCAACGUGACCAGCCUGGAUGCCGGAACCUACGCCUGCACGGGCUCCAAUUCCAUCGGCAGUAUGACCCAGAACAUCAGCAUCUACCUCAGCGAGAUCGUUCAGCAUGUGCUGGAGAAGACGCCCGAGACCUUCUGGUACUUCGGCCUCAUCAUGGGCAUCUUCGGCACCGUCUUCCUGCUGAUCUCCAUCUCGUUUGUGGUCUGUCUGUGCAAACGCACCACCCGCCAGCACCGACAUGCCAACAAGGCGGGCGUGAAGUCGAGUGUCAGCUUCAAUGAUCAGGAGAAGAAGCUUCUGGACUCGAGCGUCACCACGACCACCAAUGACCGCGGUGACAGCUAUGGCAUCGACAACCAGCCCACUUCCAUUGGCAUGAACAAGGCGGACUCGGCCGGCAUGGGCUUCAACCAGAUAGAGAUCCAUGCGGUGGAGAGUCAUCGCCAUGGCAGCAUGUUGGUGCAGCAGCAGCCGCAGCAGCAACAGGUUGCAGGCGGUGGUGGCAUGCGGCAACAGUUGAUGCAGGUCAAAGAUCCCACCUGCGGCAUGAUGAGUGUGCCCACCUCGAUGGCAGGCCAUGCCCACUCGCAUCCAGCCCAGAUCUCCGAGGAGUUCCCGCUGAACGUGGGCGUCUUCCCCCCGCCCCCCGAGUUCUGUUCCAACAUAGUCCCAAAUCCAGCCUUCGGGGGCAACAUCUUCAUCCGGGUAUCCGUCACCCAGGACAUGCUGGACGGAGCGGACCUGAACAUGUAUCCAGAUCUGCUGAACAUUCCGAAGAGGAUGCAGGACGUGCAGGAGAGUGGUGCCGGAGCCGGUGCAGUUGCCGUGCCCGAGGGUCAGUUUGCCACUCUACCGAGACACACAGCCCGCAGAGGUAUUCUCAAGAAGGACACCUCCUUGCAGCAACAUCAGCAGCAGCAGCAGCAACAUCAACAUCAGCAGCAGCAGCAGCAGCAACAGCAGAUUCAGCAGCAGCACCAGCAGCUCCAACAGCAACACCAGCCAUCCGGACUCUACACACAUGAUGAAAUCGUGACCUACAACCUGGAGGCCAGUGGCUACGACCCCCACCAGUCGGCGUACCACAGCAAUGCCAUGGAGCUGCCUCCUCCGCCGCCGCCGCCCGCCGUCACAGCGGUGGUGCAGUGCCACCACCCGAGUCCCAGCAACUGCGCCAGCUGCAUCAACAAUGCGCCGCCACCGCCCUCCGCCUGCCAGUCGCCGCCCGUCGAGGUCACGCCCAUGAGGCCGCUGGACAGCUCCGCCUACCCCAAGUACGACAACAUGGGUCGGCGGAUCACCGCGAGCGGAGGACUCGGUGGCUCCACUCUGUCGCUGCACGCCGAGGAGCGGUACGAAAACGAGACGCUCUUUGGCCAGGCGGAGAGCCAGACCAAGGGAAUGCCCGAGCAGACGCAGGAUCUUCACCAGCCGCAGGAGGUGACCCAGGGCCAGGACAAGGGCGGCGGUCCUGGCGAGUUCGUGUCGCUCUAGUAUUACGGUACCCAGGUGUAAAUAGGUCAAUAGAUUCGUGUCCCCAGAGUCCCCAGAGUCCCCGGGAAACCCUUGGCAAUCGUUUGGUUCAUAUCAGUUUGAGGAACGAGUGCUCUAGAUGAACAUAUGUAUAUGUAGCAACCCACACAAUCUUUUGACUGCAUCACAUUAUUCUGAGGAACAUAAAUCCAACGAGAAAUUCAUGAAAGAGAAAUGCGGACAGAAUUGAUUGGGUUUUCAUUUUUGGGGGAUUGAACUAUAGAAGGUUAUUAAAAGUAGAACAAACACCACUGUUGUUAAUUAAAUUGUAAAUUGGUCGACCAACCAUAUAAAUGAAAGCCCAUAUGAGACUGUCAUCACAUCCCAAUCAAAAUUAUAGUUUCCGAAAGUGUUGAGUUGACAACGUUUAUUUUCCAUUCGGAUUGCACUCUCAGACUAGACAUCGUUCAAGAAUAUACUUCCAGUUCAUACUCCAUUGUAGUCCCAAUCCCAGCUAGCAUUUGGUAGUGUCCCUUGAGGUCGGUACCUUCCUGGAGGUCGACAGCGGUGUAUUCUAUAAGGUAUAGCGACCAAACUGAUCUUCAUAAGGUGUAUAGUACGAUUAAUCGCAUGUGUAUUGGACCCAUAGCUGGUCGAGACUUAGACAUAUUGCUUCUGGGGUGCUAGGGUUUUAGAGAUCAGACACUGAAUAGGCUUAGAUUCGAAUAGGAUGGUAUCUCUAGAUAUGCAUAUAUAUAUGAAACGUUAACCAGAUCUAUUACGCCCCAUAUAAUCGCCCUUAUAAUCCUGGAUGUGCAAUGGAUAUAUAAAUACUUUAUCUAGUUUUUAGCCCCUCCGCCCCGUAAAAUAGUUCCUUCUUGUACAUAUGUAAAUGUAUUCCUAUUGCUUAAGGACUUUUAAAUCAAAAUAAUUUUAUGCUCACUACCCGAAAGUAUCGCAUAUAUCACAGAGUCGUGCCAAAUGUUUUUAAAGUCUGUUUUUAACCUGUUAGCCUCAUGCGAUUGUUUAGACGUGUUAGAGCCCGUUUCGAUUACGUAACCGUAGUACUUGCUGAACACUUAGUACCUAUUACCUAUGAUUUAGUCAAUCCCACUAGCCUAGCAUACAGAACAGAACACGUUCGGUUCCACUCCGUUCUCCCACUCGAAGUCCUGCAAGUAGAUCAAAAACUAUAUCUGAAUAAGGUACGACAUUAACAUUUACGCAACAUAUAUCUAUAUAUAUAUAAACAUCUGCAUAUGUUUGUACUUGUGUGUAAUCUGAAUGUAGAAAGAAAUGAAAACUGAAAACGGAAAACUGAAAAACAAAUACGACCCAAGCGAGGCUAUAUCGAUGUGUAUAUCUUAUAUAUAGUAUAAAGUACAUAUAGUACACAUAGUACAUAUGCAAUGUAAACAUUUAUCGAGAUCCGUGUUUGCAGAGGAGAGAGCACACGAGAACAGAGGUCGCAUUAAAUGGAUUUUUUGUGUCUGUAGAAAGUUUCAAAUUCGAGCUUGGUAAUGUAAAAGUAAGCUAUAGAAGUCAAUAUAAGUACACGAUAAAUUCCACUUACAUGACCACGCCCACUCACCGCCCCCCUUCGCAUGAUAAAUGUGUGAAUGCGUGCCUGUGUGCGAGUGUGUGUAUCUGAGUGCGUAUGUGUGUGUGUGCGGAAUAAUUAAACACAUGAAUGCAAUGAAUUACUAUAAUAAUUAUGGGAAAGUAUGCAGGCAAAUAUUUGCACAACUUCCAUGAGAUUUUUAACCCCUUCACCCCGUAGUUAUCCAUUAUUUGUUUUAUCGCCGUUGUUGUUUAAUGUGUGCCGAGUUUCAGGCGAAGGGAUUUUUGUAUUUUGGUAUUAUGAACUGAACCAGAGCAAAUUUGCACGGCACACACAAAACACGGCAAACAGAGCAUUCUAGUUUAAUCUCUAUAUGUAUCUGUAUCUGUAUUUGAAUCUGAAUCUGAAUAUAAUUUAAAUGAAUCCCUCUUCCCUGCGUACCUUAUUUUUGACAGCGCAGAGUGAAUGAUUCAAUCAAAUGCAUUUUCGCCGCUCUAAUGGACGGAUCUAAAUCUGAAUCUGAAAAUGAAACUGAAACAGACCCUGUGUACAUAGGCCAUUUUAAUUACAUCAUACUCGCGCAGACAGAGCCAAUAUUUUAUUCAUUUUAAAUCGUUUGAACUAAUUAAAACCAAAUGGAAACCGCCAACUGAGCGAGAGCAAAAGACAAGUGUAAACACGCAAAUAGAGUAAUGGGUAAUGAGAAUAGCAAGAGCCCGACUAGAGAAAAUUUAAACUAUGCUUUUAACUAAGUCUCCCAUUUACCGUUCACCAUUUCCCAAUUUCCACCUACCACUUCCACGACCGCCACGCGUUUUUCCGGACGGAGAUGGAAAUGUUACUAUGAUUUUAAUUACUCAGCUUGAAUGCAAAUGGAAAGCGCCCACAGAACCAGAUACCUAGUUGCGAAACGUAUCUGAAUCCGGGUAUUCGCAUAUCUGCGUAUCCGUGUGACUUGGUUUCUGGGUAUCUGCAUCUGGUGGCGUUGCAUGUGGCAAAGCGGCAAAAUUAACUUUUUAUGAGCGCCGCCAAGUGCUGGCGAAAUAAAUGAAAUGCGAAUGAUGAAUAGUAGUAACAAAUUUUGUACAAUACCAUAAAAACAUUGCAUUGCAUAUUGCAUUUUAACUUGAAUUCCAUUCGAAAGCUGAAAUUAGCCAAAUCCUACGAGCCGCACAGAAUCUGAAUCAGAAUCCAUCACGAACUCGUAUACGCAUUUAUAAAUACAAAACAUCCCGACAGGACACGAACGCACUUGCGGACAGGACACACGGAUACGGACACGGACAUGGACGUGGACGUGGACAAAGAAGACGGACAGACCGGAAAAAGCGAACAUUGAACAAACAAUAUAACCGAGAAUACAUUGUAAUAGCAUUAAUAGAUUGUCAAGCUUUAUUACACACUAUAUUAACAUAGAUGGAA